AUGUUGGAAGGCCUCGUCUCGAACCUGCUCAACAGGUUCCUGGGCAUGUAUGUCCAGAAUUUUGAUCCAAAGCAGCUCAACGUCGGCAUCUGGUCUGGUGAUGUCAAGCUACGCGACCUCGAGCUCCGCCGAGAAGCUCUCGACCAACUCCACCUUCCCAUAAACGUCGUCGAAGGCCACCUGGGCUCUUUGACUCUCUCGAUCCCAUGGUCCAACCUUCGAGGCAAGCCCGUGCAAGUCAAGAUUGAAGAUGUGUACUUGCUGGCUGCCCCAAGAGAAGACGAAGAUUACAACCCCGAGGAUCAAGACAAGCGCGACCAUGCCGUCAAGAUGGAAAAGCUCGACAGCGCAGAGCUGCUCAAAGAAAGAAGCGCAGAAGGCUUGAGUCAAGAAGAGCAACAAAAGAACCAGAGCUUUACAGCCAGUCUGGUUACUGCAAUCGUCGACAAUCUGCAGAUCUCAGUAAAAAAUGUCCACAUCCGCUACGAAGACUCCAUCUCGGACCCUGGCCACCCCUUCGCUGCUGGUCUCACCCUACAAGAGCUGAGUGCCGUCAGUACAGACGAGAACUGGAAGCCUACGUUUAUUCAGAGCACAUCUGCUGGAUCGACACACAAGCUUGCCACUCUUGGUGCCCUAGCCAUAUACUGGGACACGGAUGCCAAGCUACUGGGUUCUGGCAAGGGAUCGCAGACUGCAGAAGAGCAAGGAAUAGAUCACACUACAAUCAUUGACAGAUUCAGAGACAUGAUUGCAAAGAAGGAUGACACCGACUUUGGAGCGCAUCAAUACAUACUCAAACCAGUCACUGGUCGUGCAGGCCUUGAAAUGGACAAGACUGGAAAGCUUGACCGCCCGAAGAUGAAGGCCCGUCUCUUGUUCAAUGAACUGGGCUUUGUCAUUGAUGACGACCAAUACCGCGAUGCUCUCAUGUUGGUCGACCUCUUCCACUACUUUAUCCGACACCAAGAAUACCGCAAGUUCCAGCCAAAAUCAUCUCCAAAGGAGGAUCCGCGCGCCUGGCUUAGGUUCGCGACAAAGUCCGUACAUGACAAAAUCCAUGAACGUAACCGCCGUUGGACUUGGGAUUACUUCAAGGAGCGUCGUGAUGAUCGCAUCAAAUACAUUAGUCUCUUCAAGAAGAAGAAAAAGGAGGAAAAGCUGGCUCCAGAGGAAGCCACUGAACUCGAUCAACUCGAACGCAAGUUGAGCUAUGAAGACUUACGGUUCUGGAGGUCUCUUGCUCGUAAUCAGCUACGCAAGGAAAAUGUUGGUGUCAAAAAGGCUCCACAAAAGCAGACAUGGUCCUCUUGGGUUUGGGGAAGCAAGAAACCUGAAGAGCACCCUGGUGAUGAGACCCAAUUGACAGAAGAACAACGCAAGGAGUUGUAUGAUGCAAUUGACUUUGAUGAGAAGAAGCAACUCGCCGAUGCUGUGGACAUGCCCAAGGAAGCCAUCAAACUUCAAGUAGACAUGAGCCUUAAAGAGGGUAGCUUUACUCUCAAACGCGACCCUCAUGGCAAAGCUACCGAAAUGCUUCACCUCGUCUUUCAAGGGUUCGACACAAAAUUCUUGCAGCGUACUGACUCCAUGCUUGCUGAAGUUAGUCUCGAGACUAUGAAGCUCUUCGAUGGCACGACCGAAGGAAACCUGUUCCCUCAGAUGCUCAAUAUCAAGCAUUCCAUUCCAGACGACAAGAGGAUCGAGGAGGUCAAGGACGAUGAGACUGCAGGUGAUGACGAGGAAGACGAGCAACCUCUAGAUCCCUUCUUUGCCAUGACUUUUGAGAACAACCCUCUUGACGGCCAUGCCGAUACUGACCUGACCGUCAAACUCAAGGCCAUGGAGCUUGUGUACAACCCAAAGUUUGUUGUUGAAGUUGCCAACUUUUUCAAACCUCCAGAGCGCCACAUGGAGUCAAUUGGUGCACUCAUGGAAUCUGCUGGUGCCACCGUUGAAGGACUGAGACAACAGACCCGCGCAGGUCUUGAGUAUGCUCUCCAAGAGCACAAGACCAUUGACGCCAAACUCGACUUGCAGGCCCCCCUCAUCAUCAUUCCCGACUCCGUCACCAAGAAAGAAUCGCUUUGCAUGAUCCUUGAUGCUGGUUACAUCAGUGUGCGAAGCGAACUGAUUGACAAGGAUACUCUGAACGAUGUGCAGUCAAAGCAAAAGCAACAAUACACAGAUGAAGAUUUCAAACGUCUUGAACAACUGAUGUACGACAAGUUCCUCGUCAAGUUGCAAUCCACUCAACUCUUGCUCGGACCAUCCAUCGAGGAGACCAAGAAGCAGCUUGAUGAAAAGAACACGUCAAGACAUUUGCACGUUGUCGAUCGAAUCAACAUCGACUUUACAGUCGAGACAUGCAUUGUUCCUAAAGCACCUGGUCUGACCAAAUUCAGAGUCGGAGGUCAUUUGCCUGUCCUGCAUGCAUCCAUCUCGGACUCCAAGUACAAGAGCUUGAUGAAACUGAUUGAUGUUGCAAUCCCCAAGUUUGGCUCGGAAGAAGACAACACGCAGAAGCCUGCCCAGACCGUACAGAAACAACCUCAGCGUCCUAAACAAAAGAGCAUCAUCGAUACGGACGUCAUAGGAAGACCGCGCUCCAAAUCCUUCCAGUUUUCUGCUCAGAAACAUGAACUCAUCAUGGAAGAAGAAACCGAUAAUGAGGAUGAGGAGUUCAAGGAUGCCAAACAAUCUACUAAAGAACCAACAAAGGAUCUCAACCAGCGCAACUUUGAGUUCAAGUUCAAGGUUGACAAGCUCCAGGGUUCGCUCUACCGCUCGGAUCCGGAUGGCAAAAAACAAGACCAGUUGCUUGUUGAUCUCAUUGCUGAAAACUUUGAUUUGGUCUUCUAUCAGCGCCAGUUCGACAUGGUGGCAGAAGUCAGUCUGCGUACCCUGGCCGUCGAAGAUCACGUCGAGGAAAAUCCGUCUCCCGAGUUUAGAAACCUCAUAUCGUCAGAGGAUCAAGACACUCACGAGCAGCAAAACCUCUUCUCGCUCAAGUUCGUCAAGGUCAAUCCUCAACAUCCAGAAUUCAUGUCGACCUUUGAAGGCAUAGCUACCAAUCUUGAUGUAUCCGUGUCGACGAUCAAUCUGUUAGUGACUCGCAAGACGCUCUUGACUUUACUCGACUUUGUCAUGGUUACAUUUACCAACCCAGGAGAGCCUCAAGCAAACCAGUCACAAGUUGUUGAUUCGACCGAGGUCGAAGAAAGCAAUGCACAGCCUGCAGGUGACAAGAUUCGCAUCAAGGCCCAGUUGAAGCGCAUUGCUAUCAUCCUCAACAAUGAUGGCAUACGUCUAGCCACACUGAGUCUGACAUCUGCCGAAGUUGGCAUCUUCUUGAUGGGCAAGACCAUGAGGGUCGGAGCCAGACUGGGCAACCUAUCUCUUCUCGACGAUGUCAACCAAGGUGUCUCUGAGAAAUCGUCGCUUCGGCAGCUGGUUUCUAUACAGGGCGAUGAGCUUGCUGACUUCCGCUACGAAACCUUUGAUGCAACUUCAGAAGCAUAUCCUGGAUAUGAUACUUCCAUUUACCUCAGAUCUGGUUCGUUGAAGGUAAACUUUGUUACCGAACCUUUCCGCAAGAUUAUGGAGUUUGGUGUCAAAUUCGGCAAGAUGCAGGCCAUCAUGAAUGCUGCUAGACAGGCAGCUGCAAACCAAGCCAACAACAUUCAAGAGCGUGCUAGCAAGAUGCACUUUGACAUUCGCAUCAAGACCCCAAUUGUGGCUUUCCCCCGUAUGGUCAUCACCGAUUCUCCCGAACGCGAUGUUCUCACCGCCUACUUGGGAGAGCUCUAUGCCAGCAAUGAAUUCCUUCCCUUAGAUGACUCGAAGGAUUCCGAUACUGCCAACAAGCUGACGGCUGGUGUGCACAAUACUCGAUUGACUUCCACGUUCAAUUAUCCUAAUGAUCAAGUUGAGGAACUUGACCUUAUCAACAAAGUCGAUCUUGACUUCAGAAUUACCAGUGCAGAACAUAAGCCUGGGUACAAGCGACCGGACACAGAAAUUGAAGGCAGCAUGUCAAAUGUCAAUCUACGCAUUACAGAGGCCCAGCUUAAGUUCAUCCUUGAACUUUCGCGCUCGAUCCCUGAGGCUUUCGCUACUGAUCCAGAUGACGAACUUGAAGAGCAUGUCAAGGAAGAGUUGCCGGCGACUACAGUCCAAGAUGCCAAGUCAAUUACCGGUGAUUCGACAGACAUACAAGAGGAACAACCUCAGUCUCCCACCCACCUCGGUCCAGAGAUAGGUUCAGACGAUGAUACUUGGACCAAACUUGAUCUUGUAUUCAAGGUUGGUACCAUCGGCCUCGAACUCAUUUCAAGUAAACCUGGAAAGCCCGUUGGAGACCUCACAGCCUCUAGUCUGUCGAGAUUCUCACUCAACGAGACUCACGUUAAGCUACGCAUGGUUAGUGACGGGGCACUCGAGUCAGAGCUUUUGGUUCAAUCUUUCACUAUAACCGACACCCGUACACAUGAGAAGAACAAGUUUAGGAAGAUCAUGUCACUCAUCAAUACCGAUGUCAAGCAGCAAUUCAUGGCCAGUGUGAGUAUUUCUGGAGGCAAGGAGCGCAAUCUGAUUGCUCUCUUGACUAUCGAUAGCCCCAGAAUCAUUCUGGCACUGGAUUAUCUCUUCGCAGUUCAACACUUUGUAAAUGCUGGUCUAGCUACAGAUGAGCCUCUUGUCAUAUCAGAUGAAGACGAAUCAUCGAUUGGCGAAGAAGAUGCAGUCAGCAUAUCUACCGGCACCGAUGUCGCAGGUGUACAGCAGCCUGAAAGCAAACCUACCGACGGUUCAAACUCUAUGAGCAUUUCAUUCCGUGUCAACAUUGUUGAUGCACAAAUCAUCCUCAUUGCAAACCCUGCCAUCACAAAUUCCGAGGCCAUUGUACUUGGCAGCAAGCAAAUCCUCGUUUCUCAGCAACACGUCACAGCUGUUCAAGUUGAUAAAUUAGGCAUGUUCCUUUGCCGCAUGGACAAGUUUGAAACGUCUCAACUUCGAAUCCUCGACGAUUUUAGUGUUCAAACCUCGGUUGACAUGCGCUCAGAAAACAAGCAGGCUCAACUGAUGAGCAUUAUGGUUGAAAUCGAGCCAUUGGUACUGCGUUUAUCCCUGCGUGAUAUCCUCCUGGCCAUGCAAAUCGUGAACAAGGCUUCAGCCAUGUCCGCGAACGACGAUGACCAGGUACUUGCCAAAGAAGGACCCUCCAAGAUUGAUCAACUCAAAGCUCCCUCAAACAGGCCCAAGUCUGGCCGGGCGCCAUCUUCGGCACAAAAGCCUAGAGCUAAUACCAUCGCCACCAAGAAAUCACAUGCUACUGCCGCGCCUAAGGCACCGGCUGAAUCACAAGGAUCGGCAAUGCUAAAGAGGGAGGAGAUGAAAGUCAACCUUCAGGGCAUCCGAGUGGUUCUUAUUGGUGACCUCCAUGAAUUACCAAUGCUCGACUGGAGUGUAAAGAACUUCGCUGUUGAGGUUCGUGAUUGGAGCGGCGCCGUGACAGCAGACACUAGUAUGGAGACAUUCUUCAAUGUUUACAACUUCUCCAAAUCUGCUUGGGAACCUCUGGUUGAACCAUGGUCGCUUGGCUUCCACAUGGCAAAGAGCUUGAAUCCCGAUAAGCUCGCGGUAGAACUCUACUCGCGCAAAUCACUGGAACUCACCCUGACCUCUUCCACGAUUGCAUUGGCAUCCAAAUCAGCUCAGUUCUUGUCCAACGACGAGGACAUCCUUUCCAAACCCCGUGGAUCUGACGCUCCUUAUCGCAUUCGUAACCAAACCGGCUUUGACCUUAAUGUAUGGGCUCAAACCGAAAACAACCAAGAGGGCGCCGCCGAAAAGUUGAGCGACGGAGAAGAGGCUCCUUGGCGCUUCGAAGACCCGAGUACUACCAGAGAGACUCUAUCACCAGAAGGUGCCACUGGCGUCGUUGGUAUCAAGCUCGAAGGCAGCGGCUUUGAUAGUAUCGAGCGUAUUCCUGUCAGUCGUGAGGGUGAGACUCUUUACAACCUCAAACCACGCAAAGACAAGGUACAACACCGCAUUCUGGUCGACGUAAAGCUCGGAGCAGACAAUGUCAAGUACAUAACGUUCCGCUCACCUCUGCUGGUAGAGAACCAUACUCAGAUCCCCAUUGAAGUCGGCGUCUACAGUCCGGACGAAGGUCACUUGCUCAAAAUCGAAAAAGUUGCACCCGGUGAUGCACGUUCGGCCCCUGUAGGUGCUGCUUUCAUGCAUUCACUGGUCAUUCGUCCAGACCAAGGCUUUGGUUACACUUGGUCGAAUGAGCGCUUAUUCUGGAAAGACUUGCUUAAGCGCCCUACACGUACAAUCACAUGUCAGGGGGAACAGCAAGAUUCAUCCCCGCCUUUCUACUUCCAGAUGCAGGCUGUAUACGACAAGAACAACCCCAUCUCCGCCACCUACCCUUAUAUGCGUAUCCGCCUUUCUGCGCCCGUCGAGAUUCAAAACUUGUUGCCAUUCGACUUCAAGUAUCGUAUCUACGACAAGAACACCAAAAAGGAUUGGACAAACUUCUUGCGCAAGGGAGGCGUUAGCCCUGUGCAUGUUGUCGAGCUCUCGCAUCUGCUCUUGAUGAGUGUUGACAUGCAAGACACACCCUUCAAGCAGAGUGAAUUUGCCAUCAUCAAUUCCACAGGACGCGAUGACUUCCGUCGUGAAAAGACACUUGUCGUAAAGGACAACCAGGAUUUGACUCUGAGACUCAAGUUGCACUACUACAAUGUCCCCGACAGUGGAGGCGCUUUCAAGAUCACCGUCUACAGCCCCUACGUCGUUCUUAACAGAACAGGCUUGGGACUUGACAUUCGAAGCAAGACCUACUUUGGUGCUGCCAAGUCCGCAGCUGGACAAACCACCUUCAGCAAUUCAGAUGAAGCACGAAAGCCUGUCCCAUUCAUGUUCUCUUACCCUACCGAUGAUCAAAAGAACCGAGCACUCAUCAAGGUCGAUGGCUCGGCUUGGAGCAAGCCAGUCAGUUUCGAGGCCAUCGGUUCUACCACAGAUGUCACAGUUGCUGCAGAGUCUGGUCGAUCGGAAAUGCAUGUUGGCCUGACUGUUGAAGAAGGCGAAGGCAAAUACAAGUUGACAAAGGUUAUUACCAUUGCACCUCGAUUUGUGGUGCGAAACAAGCUUGGGGAGGACCUCAACAUCAGGGAACCAGGCUCGUCUGAUGUGACAACUUUGAAACCACAAGAUCUUCAUCCUUUACGAUUUUUGAGACAGUCGAGCGGUCAACAACUGUGCCUUUGCUUCCCAGGCGUCAACAACAAUUGGUCGUCUCCCUUCAACAUUGCCAAUGUUGGCAGUGUCCACGUCAAACUGGCUAAGGCUGGUGAAAGACAGAAACUCAUCCGAGUGGAGAUUCUAAUGGAGAAUGCCACGAUUUUCCUGCACAUUAGCCACGAGACCAAGCAUUGGCCCUUCUCCAUCCGCAACGAGAGCGAUGUCGAGUUUAUCUUUUGGCAGGCGAACCCCAACGUUGAUGAAGACGAAGACGAACGCACUUCUGGUUGGAAGCCUAUCCGCUACAGACUACCACCUCGAAGUAUCAUGCCGUAUGCCUGGGACUAUCCUGCCACCAAGAAUAAGAAUCUCGUGCUAAAUGCAAAGGGCAAAGAGAGACAUGUCAAGCUUGCAGAAAUCGGCAACCUCAUUCCAAUGAGAUUGCCUGCAGCUGAAGGUACCAACCGACAGAAGAUUAUCGAUCUCAAUGUCGCUGCCGAUGGUCCCACCCAAACUCUUGUCUUAUCCAACUACAAACCAUCAAAGAGUNNUUUGUACAAGCAAAAGGCUGGCUCGGCUUCUCAGUCGAAUUCGACCGGUUUCGAGGUCAAGGACUUGGACGAUCACGUCACUUUGAGCGCUCAAAUCAGGUUUGCUGGUUUGGGUAUUUCACUCAUCAAUCGUCAACUCAGGGAACUCGUCUAUGUCACCCUACGCGAUAUCGAUUUAUCCUACAAGGAUUCACCUCUGUACCAAACCGUUUCCUCCACCAUCAAAUGGAUCCAAGUUGACAACCAACUUUAUGGAGGCAUCUUCCCACUGAUAUUCUAUCCCAGUGUGGUUCCCAAGACUGGUAAAGAGAUGGAAGCUCAUCCCAUCUUCAAGGCCGCCAUCACACGAGUCAAGGACGACUCCUAUGGUGUGCUCUACAUCAAGUACUUUACAUUCUUGAUGCAGCAAAUGACCAUAGAAAUCGAUGAAGACUUCAUCUUUGCCAUGCUCGACUUCACAAAGAUUCCAGGCGCUUCUUGGUCUGAAGAGAAAGAGGGUCAACUUUGUGACGAGAAACUGGACAUCCCCGAACCCAAGCAAGAAGAGGGUGGUCAAGACAUUUACUUUGAGCUGUUACAUCUGCAACCCAUGCAAUUUGAUCUAUCCUUUGUCAGAACCGAAAGGAUCAACGCAGAGGAUACUGGAAGCUCGUCAUCCAAUCCUUUCAUGUUUGCUGUCAACGUUCUCACAAUGUCCAUUGGCAACGUCAACGAUGCACCCAUUCGUUACAAUGCUCUCAUGUUGGAGAAUGCCCGAGUAUCUGUUGGUGCUUUGGUCGCUGCAAUCAAGAGCCACUAUGUUCAAGAAUCUCUUCGUCAAGUCCAUAUUGUUCUUGGCUCUGCAGACUUCUUGGGUAACCCGGUUGGUCUCUUCAAUAAUAUCAGUUCUGGUGUUGCAGAUAUCUUCUACGAACCAUACCAAGGUCUCGUCAUGACCGAUAGACCUCAAGAUCUUGGUAUCGGCAUUGCAAAGGGCGCCAGCAGUUUCGUCAAGAAGAGUGUCUUUGGCUUCUCCGACAGUAUGGCCAAGUUCACCGGCAGUAUCAGCAAAGGUCUCGCAGCUGCAUCCAUGGACAAGGAGUUCCAAGACCAGCGCCGCAUGUCUCGUUCACGCAACCGACCAAAGCACGCCUUGUACGGCAUCACGUCUGGAGGUAAUGCCUUCGCGAACAGUAUGGCAAGUGGUAUUGGUGGUCUUGCCAGACACCCACUGCAGGGCGCCGAAAAAGAGGGUGCUCUUGGAUUUGUCAAGGGUGUAGGAAAAGGGUUCCUUGGUCUAGCCACCAAGCCCGCCAUUGGAGCAUUCGAUUUGGCAUCUAACAUGGCCGAGGGUGUUCGCAACACUACAACAGUCUUCGAUCAAGAAGGUCUUGAUCGUGUGCGUUUGACACGUUUCAUUGGACAAGAUGGCAUCGUUCGACCUUACAGUCAACGUGAAGCUUUGGGUCAAUUCUGGCUCAAGACUCUGGACAAUGGCAAGUACUUCCAAGAAGACUACAUUGCGCACAUGGAAUUGUCUUCAGGAAGCGGAACACAGUCGACUCAAGCACGCAACAAGAGUGCAACCGCCGAAAGUCCACGCAUGGUCAUGCUUACCUACAACGGCAUCAUGUUGGUCCAGACCAAGAAACUCGUGACAGAGUGGGACGUGCCCCUCAAGGAUAUCCAAACCAUCACCAAGGAGCGUACGGGCAUGAGCAUUGUGCUCAAGGGAGGACAUAACGGACCAUUCGUUCCUGUCGCAGAUGAGCAAAGUCGAAACUGGCUGUAUCGACAGGUAGCAGUGGCAGUCAACGCGUAUAAUGACCGGUACAAUGCCAAGGGUUGA
Molecule: messenger RNA, 9636 nt
Organism: Aureobasidium uvarum
Lineage: Eukaryota; Fungi; Ascomycota; Dothideomycetes; Dothideales; Saccotheciaceae
Source: the annotation of a GenBank genome assembly